UGGCGGACGAUUGCCCGUAGAAGGAAUGCAGACAAAUUUGUUAGUUUCUUGCCUAACAAAGUUAUAAUGGCAGCAAUAAAGCACAAUUUACAAAAGGAAGUGUUUAAGCCAAGCGGAGAACGACUGUACGCAGUAGUAAAUGUUACCAAAGCAGGCAAAAAGAAGAAAGCAAGUUUCCUCUGUGCUGCUGUAACAAUUGACAAACCUGAGACAGUCUCCAUUUACCAAGUAAAGAAGACCGACAAGGACACAUUCAAGAAAAAGGCAUCAUGGAGAUUUAGAGACCUAAAGAUCAUAGAUGGGAAAGAUGCCACUAAGGAAACUCCAGAUUUUGACCUUCAAUUUGAAAAGACCUACAAAUGGGUUGCAAGCAGCCCAGCAGAAAAGUUCAACUUUAUUACCGGACUUUACAAGCUUUGUGAAAGAUAUCCAACACAAAGAAAACCUACUAUUUAUAAUAUCAAUACUGCACUCAUAGAAGAGACUAUUCAUGCUGGUGAGAGUGGGAGAAUCCAACCACAUACAGAAGAAGGAGUCACUGUUGAAGAUUACCAAGAGUUAACACAAAGAGAAGAGGGUGAUCUAGAACACAUGAUGUCACAAACAGAGAACUCAAUCAGCAACCUUGAAGCAUUCACUGARCAGUUGUCCAAAGAUUUGUCUGUCCUAGAUGGGGCAAACAUCCAUUCUAUCAUGGCAUCAGAAGAUCAAGUCAACAGUYUGAUGGAGCUACUAGAAUGUGCCCUUGUAGAACUUGACAAACUAGAUUCUAGGCUAUCCCAGUAUGAUGAAACAAUACAGAAAGUACGUAAYCAAAUGGAGCAAAUGGAGGACAAAGACAGACACAUGGAGACAGAAAGCACUAACAGGCAAAACCUGUUGCAAUCAGUGACAUUCCUUGUGAAAAGUCUUGACAUUCCUGAGAGACACAUUCUUGCUUUACAAGAAGGAGAUCUUUCCAAAGGACUGGCAGUCACAGAAUGCACAGAAGCAGCUAAUGCCAUACUUAAUUCUYUAAAUGCAGAAAUAUCACCUGCUUUGUGUAAAAUGAAAGCUGUAAAACAGCAGCAGGUCAAAUUUGAACAGAUCAGUAGAGAUUUUGCGCAAAGGUUAAAACUCCAUCUGGCAGGGAUUUUUCAUCAACAUGGUCAGGAUAUUGAUUUAGCURCAAAGCACUCAAGUGAACUACAUCUUCCCAAACAUCUCAACUGCCACAAAGAACUGCUGCCCUAUGCUGGUUUGAUGAAAUGGCUCAAAUCUAUUGAUCAAAAUAUCUUCAUGGAGCUGUGCUUGGAUUAUGUCCAGUCACUGAGCAAAAUCUAUGAACGACAACUAAAAGACUGUUUUGAGACAGCCAGGCAAAGAUCUGUAUCCAAAGGCUCAAGAUCACUUCAUAAUGCCUUCAAGAUGACGGGAUCUGGAUCUGGUGUCAAGCUAAACGUUGAUGAACCUGGAAUAAGAAUGAGCCCACGCCCAAGUCCACGGCCAAUGGCUCAUAAAUUCAGAGGGCGAGACAGACGAGAUACUGGUGAAUCAGUUGCUGCUUCAGAUUCCACGUCUCAGUCAGGAUCUGUUGGUUCUAUGGAUUCUGGAUCAUUAGCCUUGGAAACUAGAGGCAGAUUUGAUAGGGUAUUUGAUAUUCUUCUGUCUGAGCUGGAACCAGUUUGUACGUCUGAACAGGAAUUUGUACAGACCUUUUUUGACCUUGUAAUGGAUGAAUUUGAGACACCAGARGCUUCACUCAAUGGAAGAGAUUCAAGUGAUGGUGCAUAUAUGAGUAAAUCGCAYUCUGGGGAUGUCAGAGAACGCAAGCAACUGAGUGAGGAUGUCAGUGUGUUGAUUUACAGCCGAAGACGAAAGAUGAUUGAAAGACGAGAAGAGAUUAAGAAAAUAAUGCAAGGCCUUUUUAGUAUUCUGGACAACGAACUUCACGCAUUUAUUCAGUUUGGCGAUAAACUGGAUAGUUUUAAUACGAUGUAUAUGUUGGUUCGCAUCGGUCAGUAUGUCAUUACCAACCAACUAUCAGGAGCUCCUGUCUCUUACCUCAGUCARCAACUUGGCAAUUGUCUGAUUACCGUUAAACGAUUAUUUGACAAGUUUAUCGCUGGUCUUAUCAGACAAGUCCAAGAAGCAAAAAUCAACAGAAACAAAAGAUGUGGAAUUCUGCCAUUUGUAGCGAAAUUUGAGGAGUUUGUAGAAAUAUCUGAAGGGAUAUUUAAGACGGCUGAACGGAGGACUGACCUUGAUAAAGCUUACAUUCAACUUACUCGAGUUGUGUUCGAUAACGUUGAACGUGUCGCCGUGGAGAGCCUCAAGAGCCCAAAGGCUGUUGUCAUGCUAGAAAACUAUCAUCAUCUGUUCAGGGUGUUGUCCCGUCUCAAGAUAUCAUGUCUAGAAAGGGAAAAGCGCGAAGCAAAGGAGAAAUAUGGUGUCAGUCUUAAUGAAUAUGUGAAGGAUAUGUUGGGCAGACCCAUGGAGAAACUUAGCAUCUUUUUCGAGGGAGUUCAGGAAAAGAUCGCGGCGGGAGUCAAGGCCGAAGAGGUUGGAUAUCAGUUAGCAUUCAGCAAACAAGAGCUGAGAAAAUGCAUCAAGGAGUAUCCAUCAAAAGAGAUCAAAAAAGCCUUAGAACACUUGUACAAGAAAGUCGAAAAACAUUUAUGCGACGAAGAGAAUUUACUACAGGUUAUUUGGAAUUCAUUGCAAAAAGAGUUUAUCGAACAGUACAAACACUUUGGUGAUUUGAUCAACCGAUGUUAYCCAGGCUCCAUGAUCACGCUGGAAUACACAAUCGAAGAUGUAUUGAUGCACUUUUCCAACAUUGCAACAUCUCAUUGAAAUCAACAUUUCACGCCUUGUGACGUCAUGCAAUUUUCGGUGAAGUGCAUUAUGAGAUUGACCCGGAAAGUACAAACUAAAUUCAAACUGUUUCGCCGCGAUAAUUUCGCACAGAAACUUCUUCCUUCGCAUUUUUAUAUUUAAGACAUUCUAUUCGUCAUGUUGUACUAGUAAUUUUAUCAAUACCAUGAUGCAUUUCGCCGMAACUAACAUGACGUCGGGAAAAGGGAAAUGGACCAACUCAAAACGCCGUUCCUUUAAGUGACAUAAUGUUGCGUCACUUGAAAAAAAUCAUGAUUCUACUGCGGUUGAAAGACAUUUCGUUACUUUCGAUAUUAAUCCCAGUGUAGUUUCCUCUUUUUUUUUCAAUUGAAAUUUACUUUUGUAGAAAUGAGCUUGGCCAAGCCUGGUACGAACUUUUUAAUCAUGCUAUAUGAUCGGCAUUUUCGUAGAAACUUCAACCUGUUGAACAUUGUAUGGAAAAGAUUAUUAGUCGUUUACAAAGCCUCUGCACGAAAUAAGAAUAUCAGAAUUAUCAUAGAAGAAUAAAAAGGAGAUCUCACAAAUUAACCAACAAUAUAACACAGAAAUUUAAAGUUAAAAAGAUAUUGUCACCUGAAUGAAUGACUAGCAAAAUUUCAAAAUUAUGCGAAUAAAAUGUAUAAACCAGGGUG
Messenger RNA from Exaiptasia diaphana, 3509 nucleotides. Its product is annotated as exocyst complex component 1. The transcript has 27 exons. Bases 67 to 2835 code for a protein of 922 amino acids. Gene Ontology annotation, biological process: Golgi to plasma membrane transport; exocytosis. The record is from RefSeq and is a predicted model, not a curated record. NCBI's taxonomy places the organism in Eukaryota, Metazoa, Cnidaria, Anthozoa, Actiniaria, Aiptasiidae. Gene Ontology annotation, molecular function: phosphatidylinositol-4,5-bisphosphate binding. Gene Ontology annotation, cellular component: exocyst; plasma membrane.